This is a messenger RNA of Spodoptera littoralis (African cotton leafworm), 627 nucleotides long. The record is from the annotation of a GenBank genome assembly. Lineage: Eukaryota; Metazoa; Arthropoda; Insecta; Lepidoptera; Noctuidae.
AUGCCAAUCGGGAAAAUUCAUAUCUUUGAUCUCGACGGUGGUGAAAACUGGCCAGCAUAUGUGCGUUUAGUGGAACAGUUUAUUUUACUAAACGAUAUAAAAGAUAACCUACGCGUGGCCACGUUGGUGACACACGUUGGAGCGUCGACCUACCGGUUAAUUUGCGAUCUGUGUGCUCCAGACAAUCCGGAAGAUAAAACAUUUAGCACCUUAGUGGAGCUUGUAAAAAAUCACCUGGAACCCAAAAGAUCCGAAAUAGCCGAACGACACGUGUUCCGUCAGCGGCGGCAGGAGGAAGGUGAAAGUAUUAAGGUGUUUUUACAAAACUUGAAACACUUGGCUACCCAUUGUAAUUUCGAAAACCAGUUGGAAGUGAACCUGCGAGAUCAAUUCGUGUCGGGUCUCCGUAGUGAAGAGAUACGAUCUCGACUAUUUACGGAGACCACUCUCGACUACAAGAAGGCGGUUGGGCUGGCGCUGGCGCUGCAGGCGGCUGAGCAGCACGCGGCUAAAGCCGUGGCACCGGCCGCGCUGUGGGCAGCAGCCAGCCCGGCGGGACUCCAGGCAGACGCGGGCGAGCGCGUGCACCGGGUGAGCGUGGCCAACCAGGCCAGCGCCGCCGGAUGA